AUGAGUUCCGGAAGACGCCAGAGCAGUGCGACCGGUGCUCCUCCCCCAGCUAACCAGAAGAAACGACUUAUCGUCUGCUGCGAUGGCACCUGGAUGAACUCGGACAAAGGAUGGGAAAAGGGCAAGCCUCAACCUCCAUCCAAUGUCACUCGUCUGGCCCGGUCCUUCAACCGUGGCUGCUCGGAUGGCUCAGUUCAGGUCAUCAACUACCAAUCUGGCGUUGGAACCGGGAGCACGAUGGCGGACGCCUUUUCUGGCGGCGCGUUCGGCAAUGGCGUUGCAGAGCACAUUCGUGAAAGCUACUCAUUCAUAUGCGGCAACUACGUUGAUGGCGACGAAAUCAUCCUUAUCGGCUUCUCUCGUGGCGCCUUCACCGCUCGAAGCAUCGCUGGCAUGAUUGGAAGUCUCGGCCUCCUUACCCGCGAAGGCAUGGAGUACUUCUUCCCCAUUUUCAAAGACAUGCAGAAUUGGCAGACCAAGAAUUACAAGGAUCUUUAUCCAGGUGUUCCUUUUGACAACAAACCCAGGGGGGAGCACGCGGCGGAAGAUUACCGGCACCUGCUUAUCGAAAAUGGUCUCACACGAGUUUUUGAAGGUGGCGGCACUGGCAAGCUCAUCACAAUCAAGGCAGUUGCAGUCUUCGAUACCGUGGGCAGUCUCGGAGUUCCCUCAAUCGCAUGGAUGAAGAAGCUCGGGAUUGAUCACACAACCUCUGAGCUUCGGUUCUACGACACAAAAUUAUCGGAUCGCAUUGAGAAUGCUUUCCAUGCAUUAGCCCUGGAUGAGCCGAGGCCGCCUUUCAGUCCUUCGGUCUGGGAGCGCCCUGCUUCCAACAAGGGUGUCACCAACUUGAAGCAGGUCUGGUUCCCAGGCAAUCAUGGCAACGUUGGUGGAGGUUGGCCCGACCAGGGUAUCGCAAAUAUGACCAUGGCCUGGAUGAUGGAUCAGCUCGUCAGUAUGGGCGUCGAGUUUGACAACGGUUCUCUCCGUCGGCUUCUACAAGACACGGAGAGAUAUUACCGCGACCAUCCCUCAGCAGCCGCGCUUCCAACCAAAGAACCACCCAAGGCAAAGGGAAAACCCCCGAAAAUCAUCGCAAUGGCCACUAGCGUCGUACCCGAUAGCCUCAAGGCAAAAGCCUCACAAGCCACAAAAGUGCUGCCUACAACCUAUUUCAAAUGGGCUGUUGAUCCCAUUCUUGAAGGCAAUCACCCUGUGCGACCAUGGGCCACGGGCGCCAUUCUCCGAGCUCAUAGUCCAAUGUACACACUCGCGGGAACCAUCACCCGCUCUCCUGGCAUGUACCAUAAGCUCAACGCCUACAAUGGCAAAGAGUUGCCCGAAUAUCUAGAGGAUACAUGCGAGCAGAUCCACCCUUCGGCGCGCAUCCGCCUUGCUAUCAAAGGUCUUGGUUACGACGACAAGAAGCAAUGGAAUGCGUCCGCCCUCAGCGACUCUGGCUGGGAGCUUGCCAAGAAGACGAACGGGGAUUGGGUCUGGGUGUACGAGGGCAAGGAGGACCUACCCAAGAAGGUGCUUGAGGAGUCAGAACUGGGAAAUUACGAGAAGAAGAUGCUGGAGCUGGCGGGUGGAUAUCCGCACAUUGUGGAGUUUGUUGACAAUAUGUCAUUGGAAGACUUUCAACAGAUCACGAGCAGGAAGACCUCUGUGGCGCCGAGAUUGAUCGAGGCCUGA
Molecule: messenger RNA, 1695 nt
Organism: Diaporthe amygdali
Lineage: Eukaryota; Fungi; Ascomycota; Sordariomycetes; Diaporthales; Diaporthaceae
Exons: 3
Coding region: 1-1695 (564 amino acids)
Source: RefSeq, a predicted model, not a curated record